Varanus komodoensis (Komodo dragon) is the source of this 1128-nucleotide messenger RNA. It is a transcript of the gene ST8SIA2, whose product is annotated as ST8 alpha-N-acetyl-neuraminide alpha-2,8-sialyltransferase 2. The coding region runs from base 1 to 1128 and encodes 375 amino acids. The transcript is spliced from 6 exons. Gene Ontology annotation, molecular function: alpha-N-acetylneuraminate alpha-2,8-sialyltransferase activity. The record is from RefSeq and is a predicted model, not a curated record. Lineage: Eukaryota; Metazoa; Chordata; Lepidosauria; Squamata; Varanidae. Gene Ontology annotation, biological process: N-glycan processing; oligosaccharide metabolic process.
AUGCCGCUGCCCUGCCGGAGCUGGACGCUGGCGCUGCUCACGCUGGUCGUGGGGGUCCUCAUCUUCGCGGACAUCUCGGAGAUCGAGCUGGAGAUCGGGAGUUCUGGAGGCAGAGGUGUCCUCCCAUCCGCGGUGAACGGCUUACAUAGCAAAGCUAAUAGGGCCGAAGUAGCAAUUAAUGGCUCGUCAUCUCCAGCUCUCGUAGACAGAGGCAAUGAAAGUAUGAGACACCAUCACAGGCCAGCCCCGUCCAGCUGGAAGCACAACCAGACGCUCUCGCUGAAGAUCAGAAAGCAGAUCCUGAAGUUUCUGGAUGCCGAGAAAGACAUCUCGGUGCUGAAGGGAACCCUCAAGCCGGGGGACAUCAUCCACUACGUCUUCGACAGGGGCAGCACCAUGAAUGUUUCCCAAAACCUUUAUGCCCUCUUGCCCAGGACCUCCCCGCUGAAGGGCAAGCACUUCCGGACGUGCGCCAUCGUGGGCAACUCUGGCAUCCUGCUGAACAGUGGCUGUGGGGAGGAGAUCGACUCGCACAGCUUCGUGAUCAGAUGCAAUCUCGCCCCCGUCCAGGAGUACAGCCAAGACGUGGGCUCCAAGACGGACCUGGUCACCAUGAACCCCUCGGUCAUCCAGCGUGCCUUUGAGGACCUGGUGAACGACACCUGGCGGGAGAAGCUGCUUCAGCGCCUGCACGGCCUCAACGGCAGCAUCCUGUGGAUCCCCGCGUUCAUGGCCAAGGGCGGCAAGGACCGCGUGGAGCGGGUGAACGAACUUGUCCUGAAGCACCACAUCAGCGUCCGCAUGGCCUACCCUUCCCUGCGCCUGCUGCACGCCGUGCGAGGGUACUGGCUGACCAACAAGGUCUACAUCAAGCGGCCCACCACCGGCCUCCUCAUGUACACGCUGGCCACCCGCUUCUGCAACAGGAUCUACCUGUACGGCUUCUGGCCGUUCGCCCGCGACCAGGCGCAGCGCCCGGUCAAGUACCACUACUACGACAGCCUGAAGUACGGCUACAUGUCCCAGAGCAGCCCGCACACCAUGCCGCUGGAGUUCAAGGCCCUGCGCGCGCUGCACCAGCAGGGGGCGCUGAAGCUCACGGUGGGGGCGUGCGACGGGGCCACGUAG